This is a messenger RNA of Mucor mucedo, 1939 nucleotides long. RefSeq lists its product as uncharacterized. The transcript has a single exon. Lineage: Eukaryota; Fungi; Mucoromycota; Mucoromycetes; Mucorales; Mucoraceae. The coding region runs from base 95 to 1774 and encodes 559 amino acids. The record is from RefSeq and is a predicted model, not a curated record.
GCAUGAAAUAUAAAUAAACAAUUUUUUUUAGGGCUCUCCUCAUUUAUUAUUAUUAUUUUCUUCUUCUUUAUUCUUUUUAACACUCUCUUACACUAUGGACACCUUUCCUUAUGAAAUAUUAGAAAAUAUCGCAAGCCAGAUUACUACAGAUCAUCAAUAUAAUGCAUUAACCGUAUGUAAAGGGUGGUAUUUACCCUUUUGUCGAUCCCUUUACCGUCAUAUUCAUUUUACCAGUCGACAUCAAUUUAAAAAAUUCAUGUCCACUAGCCUUGUACAGCACGGCUCAUGGAUUCGGACCCUUCACAUUGGCAUCCCUAAAUCGUUUAAAUGGGAAGAUUGUGUCACAGGCGCUAUACCAUUGUUGCCCGUUCAAGUCGGUGUUACCUUACACGAAUUAUCCACACUCAUUCUUUACUUACCUUUAUUACAAUCCCUGAAUUUCGAUCCUCGCUUAUGGCACUUUAUGAAGACGGAUAAAAUUGAUUUCCCACACCAUAUCAUCAGUUUACCGCCAUUGGAUCAUCCCAGACAGUUUCGGUUCAUGCAUCAAAGCCUUCGUAAGCUUCAUUUGCGUGGUGCAGAUAUAUUCCGUUGUCAUGGUGAUAACGGACUAUUGGAAGCCUUGAAGGGUAUGACGUCUUUAGAAGAUUUAACCGUGGAUGGCGAUGGCAUGUGGGAUAGCGAGCAUGUGAUGCAAUUUUCCAUGAAUGAUAUGAACACGUUGCAUACUUAUUUACCUCGACUAAGGCGCUUAGACAUGACAGACUCGAUCCAUUUCGUGAGGACAGCUGAAGAGGAUCACACUAAAUUCGAAAACAUCGCGAUACAGCACUCAUUAAGCUCACUGGUAUUAUCUGCUUCGGUGGAUUGUUUAGAUACGUGGUGUGAGUAUUUUGGUUGGAGCUACCCACGCCUUUCCAGUUUGAAUAUCAAAUUAUCGUGCCGUGACAAUAAACAAACACUUGCAUUAAGGCGGUGGAUAAACAAAUUAUCACAUUUGAAGCAUUUGACUAUCCAUCCUAGCAUGGCCAAAGAGUUCAUGGACGAAAAGACCUUGGAUUCUGCUAAACUUAUUCAAACCUUGGAAACGGGACUUUGGGGUCAUGAUUUGCAGACAAGUACAGAUGCAUUUCAUUGUCUCAGCCAAUCUACUUUAGCUCAAAGAACCACACAUCUCGUGAUACCAAUUUGGAGUGCCGUAAUGGAUUUGUCUGCUUGUACAUCGCUGGCCAAGUUGGAAUUAUCUUGCUUACAUCGAGACGGCCAGGAAUUCGCCAUGGACGUAAUCUUGAGUAGCUGUCCCGUAUUAAACCAUUUAGAGUUGAGUUGGGGAAAUUUAUCCUCAGGCACAUAUUGGAGAAAACAUGGUCAUCUAAAGACGCUUCGUAUGAACCAUGUGGUGGUGCAAGGAGACCACCUAUUUCAUGAUCUUUCUAUACAAUGUCCCAGUCUGGAAGGCUUGUUCCUGAGGCGAUGCGGAGGAGUCCAUCAACUGGACAUGCCAGGCACACAUUUCAAAUAUAUGGUUGUUUCGGAACUUUUAAUAGAAACAAGUAUUAUCAUGACCUAUUUAAAGCUUAUUCAAUUUCAAAAACUGCAACAACAACGACAAAGACAAGCCGCCAAACAAUCCAUAGCUCGUUUCUAUAAAUCCUAUCAAAAUCAAACCACCUUUCAGACCUGUAUUCAACGUUUAAAAAAUGAGAAAGAGCACAUGCUUUCAAUUGUGUGUGGUUCAGUUGAGCAGCUUGUAUUUAACGGAUGUAGAAUAUAAAAGGAUAAAAAGAAAGGGUUUCCCUUUUAUUGAUUAAAACUGUACAUAAAACUUUUUUUUUCUUUUUUUUUGUUUGUUUGUUUAUUUGUUUGAGAGGGUCCAAUCUAUGCAGUGGUGGUGGCAGCGGUAGUAGUGUUUUCUGAAAGAUUCAUGGUGAACUUCUUU